Messenger RNA from Orbicella faveolata, 1826 nucleotides. Its product is annotated as nocturnin-like. NCBI's taxonomy places the organism in Eukaryota, Metazoa, Cnidaria, Anthozoa, Scleractinia, Merulinidae. The record is from RefSeq and is a predicted model, not a curated record. Gene Ontology annotation, molecular function: 3'-5'-RNA exonuclease activity.
UGUCCGUUGCGUGUCUGUGUGUCUGUGGCGUGUCAGUGCGUGUCAAGGAGAUUAGUGCCUGCUGACAGUCAGCGGUCAAAACAAAAUGGCGGCGGGAACGACGGGAGUUUUGUUCGCUCGCAAAGAAGCUUUAAAUCGCCUCGAAACCGCUCUCAAAAAGUUCCCACCGCUGCUCGAUAGAGACUUCAUCAGCUGCGAGAGUGAAGGCAAAGUUUCAGACCAGUCAACAUCUGAAUUUCGUGUAUUACAGUGGAAUGUCCUAGCCGAUGCUUUAAGCACUUCAAGUCCAACUGAAAAUUUCAUUAAGUGUCCCCCAAACGCUCUCCAGUGGUCAAAGAGAAAACUAAGGUCUCUUCAAGGAGUUCUUUCCCAUGAUCCCGACAUCAUAGCCCUAGAGGAGGUUGACCAUUUUGAAGAUUACUAUUUACCAUCACUCCAAGAACUUGGUUAUGAAGGAUUGUUUGUAGCUAAGAAGGACUCACCAUGUCUCAAAUUCCCAAACAACUCGGGUCCUGAUGGCUGCGCUUUGUUUUACGACAAAGGAAGAUUCUCUCUUGCGAACCACAACGAUGUAGCGCUAACAGAUUGUAAUGGGCUUUCGACAAGUCAAGUUGCUUUGAUAGCCAACUUAUUCGAUAAAGUCCAAGGUAGGACUCUUUGCUGUGCUGUAACUCACUUAAAAGCCAAAGAAGACUACAAGGAUUUGCGGUACAGCCAGGGAGCUGAACUCUUGAAAACCAUUUCAGCUAGUCUUACGGAAGACAAGUCUGCCUUGGUGCUUGGGGAUUUUAAUGCCGAGCCAACAGAACCGGUCUGUGGACUGAUGGAAGAAAACCAAUACAUAUGCAUGAGAAAUGCCUAUGUCACUGCCACAGGAGGCCAUCCAGAAUUUACAACGUGGAAGUUUCGUCCUGACAGAGAAGUUAAGCACACCAUAGAUUAUGUAUGGCACACACAGAAUUUGGGUGUGACAGGAUGCUUAAAGGUUCCUGAGAGUGAUUGUAUACCUGAUGUCCGUCUCCCUUGUUUGCAGUAUCCAUCAGAUCAUGUUUCUUUAGUGUUUGACUUUUGUUGGGGAUAAGAUUUAUUUGCAAUUUGUUCAUUACAGUUGAUCUAUCUCGUACUAAUAUGUGCAUAGAAUAUUUACUAGUAGCACUUAACAAUAGCAAAAUUUCACAGGGUUUCAAAUUAUUACAAGCUCUUCGCUUACAUCCAAAGAAAAAUUUCAGUUAAUGGCGAUCAUAGACGCAUUACCUGCACAGUGGCGACAACAUUUAAAAACCUGCAAUAAUUUUUCAAAAAACUCUACGUUUUCCAGUAACGCACAGUUACACCUAAAUGGCCACAAUGUAAGCUUGGAUAAGGUCAUAUCCAAGAGCAUUUAUAAUGAAGUUCGCUCAAAGAACGAGAGUGUACCAACUGCACAGCUAAGGUAUACAGAGACAUACAGCGAGACACUGGAAUGGGAAGAGAUAUAUCGAAUUCAUUUCAAAGUAGCUAUUGAUUCUAGAUCCCGUGAAUUCCAAUACAAGAUAUUACAUAGAUAUUUAGCGACAAACAAGUUUCUCCACAAAAUUGGCCUAGUACCUUCGUCUCUGUGCACUUUCUGCAAAAAAGAAAGUGAGUCUAUCCAACAUCUACUAAUAAAAUGUGAAUAUUCCGACAGUUUCUGGAGAGAACUAAUUAACUGGCUAAACACGAUAGAAAUAAAAAUCGAAGCACUAUCAGAUGUUAACAAAAUGUUUGGACUUUGGAACAGACAAGUAGACUUUUAUCUUCUCAACCAUCUGUUGAUCUUAGCAAAACAACACAUUUACUCCUGUCGA